UGGGGUCUUUAAAAGGAAAAGAGGAAUACAAAAGAGGGAAUGAAAGAAGGAGCGUAGGGUAAAGCAAAAGAAGAGGUCUUUCUCAUACACAGAUCCCAAUGGAAUGCAGGAAGGAUGCCCAGCAUUAGCUUGCUGGAUCACUUUCUUUCUUUUUUGUUUAGUUUAAAGGGACUUGCUUUGUUCCUCUUUAGAAAUGUUCAGUGAGAGAUUAAAAAGAAACAUAGAGAGAGAGUCUCAUGCAUAUAGAAUAGAUUCAGUAGCAGGAGCUUUGGAUUUGUUUUAGAUGAGUUCUUAGAUUUGGUCCAUUUACUUCUGCAGCUACGAAACAAAAUUUCCCAGUUUUCUUUAUUUCUUUGGCUCUCUUUUCUUUCUUUUUAAAAAUAGAGAGAAGCAAGGCAAUGUCUUUUUUUUUUCUAUGAUAAUGUUAUUUGUUUGUCAAUGAUUGAGAAGCCCUUGCAGUAGAAACUCACCAACUUUCCUAGAAUCAUUGCUGGGUUUUGAAAACAGCAGCAUAGUAAGAAAAUGAAGUCCAUGAGUAAAGAUGAUCACAAUAACAACACAAACUGGUUAGGUUUCUCUCUCUCUCCAAACAUGAAAAUGGAGGUUAGCAAUCAAGAAGCCCAUCACUAUACACAGUCUGCAUCAGCUUCAGUUGCUGCUGGUGGUGGUGUUGGAGUCACCACAGCAGUUCCAUCAAUCUUUUUCCAGUCUGCUUCUCAUCUUAAUUUUGGACUUUAUUAUGGAGUUGAAGGAGAAAACGGUGGCUUGUAUUCUCAUUUCCCUUUCAUGCCACUCAAGUCUGAUGGGUCUCUUUGUUUGAUGGAAGCUCUUGACAGGUCACAACAACCACAAGCAAUAGUUCCAUCUUCAACUCCAAAACUGGAGGAUUUCUUUGGGGGUGCAACCAUGGGGACACAUCACUAUGAAAGCAGUGGCAGAGAAACUAUGGCUUUAAGUUUGGACAGUAUGUAUUACCAUCAAAAUCCAGGUCAAGAGCACAACAACCAGGAUUGCUUAGAUCGCCUACAACAGUCGUCCAGGCAGCUGCACCACCAACAGCAGCCUGAGGCUUCCCAACAGUACCAAUAUUACUCGGGAUAUAGGAACCAAGAAAUGUUACUUGGAGAGGAAGCUAAAGAAACCCAUGUUACAGAUUGCAAUCUCCAGGCUCCAACAAUGGCGGAUGAUGGUGCACCGGGAAUGAAGCUCUGGGUUUCGAGGAACUACUCCACAGAGAAUGCCAUGCAUCAAAAGAUGAUGGGUUGCAUGGGUGAUAAUGGGGCUGAAUCUGGCUCUAUCGGUGCCAUAGCAUAUGGGGAUUUACAGUCUUUGAGCUUGUCCAUGAGCCCUGGCUCACAAUCAAGCUGUAUUACUGGUUCACACCAAAUCUCACCUUCUGCAACUGACUAUGCAGCCUCCAUGGAAACCAAGAAAAGAGGGCCUGAGAAGGUAGAUCUGAAGCAAAUCGUCCAUAGAAAAUCCAUUGAUACUUUUGGUCAAAGAACCUCUCAAUAUAGAGGCGUCACAAGACAUAGAUGGACUGGAAGAUAUGAAGCCCAUCUCUGGGACAACAGUUGCAAGAAGGAAGGGCAGAGCAGGAAAGGAAGACAAGUUUAUUUAGGGGGUUAUGACAUGGAAGAGAAAGCUGCAAGAGCAUAUGAUCUAGCUGCACUCAAGUAUUGGGGACCCUCCACUCACAUCAACUUCCCCUUGGAGAAUUACCAAAAAGAACUUGAAGAAAUGAAGAGCAUGACAAGACAGGAGUACGUUGCUCACUUGAGAAGGAAAAGCAGUGGAUUCUCAAGGGGAGCUUCAAUGUACAGAGGAGUCACAAGACAUCAUCAACACGGAAGAUGGCAAGCUCGUAUAGGAAGAGUUGCAGGGAACAAAGAUCUUUAUCUUGGAACAUUUAGCACCCAAGAGGAAGCAGCCGAGGCUUAUGACAUAGCUGCCAUCAAGUUCCGUGGGGUGAACGCUGUGACUAACUUUGACAUCACAAGGUACGAUGUCGAAAGAAUCAUGGCUAGCAAUACCCUUCUCGCAGGAGAACUCGCACGGCGAAACAAAGAUAUCGGACCCGGUAACGAGACUGUCGAUCACAACCUUUUAACUGAUGGCACCAUUGGUGAAACCAAUAAUAUAUCGCCGAAGAACAAUGGAGGUCAACCGAACUGGAAAAUGGUCCAGCAACUUGAGAUGAAACAGCCGAAGGAGAUCGAGAACUACAAGGCUCAGGCUUUCUCAUUGGCACCAGAAACCAUGAUCGGGGUUGACACAAUCAGUUCAAACCACAGAGAGGUGGAUGAAUUGAGCAAGAUGGGGACUCGCUUGUCGAAUGCUUCUUCAUUGGUGACUAGUUUGAGUAGCUCAAGAGAAGGUAGCCCCGAUAGAAGCAAUUUACCAAUGGCGUUCCCCAUGCCUCCUCCAGCAUCCAAGUUGUUCUCCAGUUCAACAAACACUGUGAAUUCUUGGAUUCCUUCAGCUCAGCUGAGGCCUGCAAUUUCCAUGCCACAGAUGCCUGUUUUUGCUGCCUGGACAGAUGCAUAGAUUCGACGUUUUUUUUCUUUUUCGCAUGGAAUUAAAAAUAUCAGGAAAAAAGGCUUGUGUUUUAUCUUUUAUUCUGAAAUUUUCGUUUUGAGGUGUCAA
Hibiscus syriacus is the source of this 2646-nucleotide messenger RNA. Its product is annotated as AP2-like ethylene-responsive transcription factor ANT. Gene Ontology annotation, biological process: regulation of DNA-templated transcription. The coding region runs from base 523 to 2547 and encodes 674 amino acids. The transcript is spliced from 9 exons. Gene Ontology annotation, molecular function: DNA-binding transcription factor activity; DNA binding. The record is from RefSeq and is a predicted model, not a curated record. Lineage: Eukaryota; Viridiplantae; Streptophyta; Magnoliopsida; Malvales; Malvaceae.